UAUAAAUGCUUUACAGCAUGAAACUUGAAUGUUACCAUGGAGCUAUCGACUCUAACAAAACGAUGAGUUUAUUUACCCACUCAAAAAUUGAUUGUAGAUAUGGUUAUAUACUGCUGACUAUUUGAGCUACGGAAAAUAUAAUUUGUAAAAAAUCCGUAUUUGUUAAAUAAACUGUACGUGAGUGAAUACUUAAAAAAUGGAAAAAAAUCAUUGUGAGAAUCAAAUCUCGGGGAGCGUUGUAGAUGAUAACGGAAGGACUCGAAGUUCGGAAAAGGAAGCUAUAAUGUGGCCAAGUGAGCGCAUUCCUCAAGGAGGAUUUUUUCACAGUCCUAAAAUUGAGUACAGCAAAGAGACUGCAGAUUUGUUGAAAGCUCUUAUGGCUGAGUCCAAAAUGUCGAUGAUGAUGCGAAAAAAGAUAAACUAUCACUUACGUAAUGGGGAGCCAUUGCCCAAACCUGAACCACCAACUAUUAACACAAAAGAUCCCGAAGCUGGGGCGCUUGAUAUUCUGCACCGUGCUCAUCUUGCUAAACGAAAGAGUCUUGAACAGAUUUUAGCUAGUGACGCUUACAAGCUACCCCCGUUCCGUCCGAGACCCACGAAUCGGAUGCCCACGGAAAAAGAGAAGAAACUUCUGCAAGAGGCAAUGUCGGGAAUGCGGCUUGCAGAAACAUCAGUGAAGGCAAAACGUAAACCACGAAUUAGAACGGACUUUCAAGCUACGGAAGAAAAUAUAAUUGAUGAACUUUUAGAUCAAAUUAAUGAACGCGCGAACUGGUUGGCUGAAAUGGAAGAAUUAGGUGAUGGUAAGCGCUUUAGGAAUGAGGUUCGUGAACAAAUUGCUGAACGGCUUCGCCAUAUAAAAGCGCUGGAAACGAAAAUUCAAAUUAAAAAAAGUGGUAUUCGGUUUGUGGAAUAAAGGGCAUAUUUUCGUUUUACAGCGAUUAACUGCGCCAGACACUAUUUCGUUUCAGUGCGAGUUUAGCUUGUGCAGUAAAACAUGGUCUCAUUCAAUCGUUUCAAUAACUUGUCCUAAAACAAAAAAUUAUUGACUUAUAGAAUUUUUGUGGAAAUUAUUGUG
Molecule: messenger RNA, 1081 nt
Organism: Zeugodacus cucurbitae (melon fly)
Lineage: Eukaryota; Metazoa; Arthropoda; Insecta; Diptera; Tephritidae
Product: UPF0193 protein EVG1 homolog
Exons: 4
Coding region: 197-919 (240 amino acids)
Source: RefSeq, a predicted model, not a curated record